UCUGUGAGCACUGCACGAUCAUUUGGCAACAGGCAAGAGGAUUUGGCCUCUGUGAUGGUCGCUCUCUGCCGCAAGCUCUCCACCAUCGCCACCCCUCACAUUUUUCCUCAAAAGCAAGGACACCCACAAAUAAAUUCAACGCAAAUUUUCAUUCCUUUCUCUCAGCUUCAGCGACGAAGGCUUCUAGAGACGCGGCUCGUCUCUGUUCUCGAUGGCUGCACCAACCUCGUCCAAAUCAAACAAGUCCACGCCCAUAUCCUCCGCAAAGGCCUGGACCAAUGUUGUUACGUUAUAGCCAAGCUUGUACGCAUGCUUGCUCAGCUCGACGUCCCGGUUCACUCCUACCCUCGCCUUGUCUUCCAACAGGUCAACCACCCAAACCCCUUCCUCUGGACUGCUCUCAUUCGUGGGUACGCUGUUCAAGGACCAUUCUCCGAGUCUGUUGUUUUGUAUAAUCGUAUGAGAAGGGAGGGUACCGGGCCCGUGUCGUUCACUUUCUCUGCGCUUUUUAAGGCUUGUGGUGCAGUUCUUGACGUGGAUUUAGGGCGGCAGAUUCAUGCGCAGACGAUUUUGAUUGGUGGUUUUGCUUCUGAUUUGCAUGUUGGUAAUACUAUGAUUGACAUGUAUUUGAAAUGCGGGUUUUUGGAUUGUGGGCGCAAAGUGUUUGACGAAAUGGAUGAGAGGGAUGUGGUUUCUUGGACUGAGUUGAUUGUUGCAUAUGCGAAGAGUGGAGAUAUGGAGUCAGCGGGGGAAUUGUUUCGUGAGUUGCCUGUGAAAGAUAUGGUGGCAUGGACAGCAAUGGUCACAGGCUAUGCUCAGAACGCUAGGCCAAAGGAAGCAUUAGAGUUCUUCGAGAGAAUGCAAGAUGCAGGUAUGGAGACGGAUGAUGUUACAUUGGCUGGCAUCAUUUCAGCCUGUGCACAACUGGGUGCGAAUAAGUAUGCAAACUGGGUUCGGGAUAUUGCCGAAAAAUCGGGAUUUGGGCCGACUAGUAGUGUUGUUGUGGGAUCCGCAUUGAUAGAUAUGUACUCAAAGUGUGGGAGCAUAGAGGAAGCAUGUAAGAUUUUUGAAGGAAUGAAGGAAAGGAAUGUGUUUUCUUAUAGUUCAAUGAUUUUGGGGUUUGCAAUGCAUGGUCGUGCUCAUGCAGCAAUGCAGUUGUUUUGUGAGAUGUUGAAGACUGAGACAAGACCCAACAGGGUCACUUUUGUAGGGGUGCUUACAGCGUGCACCCACGCAGGUUUAGUGGAACAAGGUCGACAAUUAUUUGUAAACAUGGAAAAACGUUUUGGUGUUGCUCCAUCGGCAGAUCACUAUGCUUGCAUGGUAGAUAUGCUUGGUCGAGCUGGACAGUUGGAAGAAGCACUUGAGCUUGCUGAAACAAUGCCAAUGAAGCCCAAUGGAGGUGUGUGGGGAGCGCUGCUUGGCGCAUGUCGCAUUCACAAGAAUCCAGAAAUUGCUCAGAUUGCUGCUAACCAUCUCUUUCAGCUAGAACCUGACGGUAUUGGAAACUACAUCUUGCUCUCUAACACAUAUGCAUUGGCGGGAAGGUGGGAUGAUGUUUCAAGGUUGAGGAAGUUGAUGAGAGAAAAAGGCUUACAAAAGAAUCCGGGGUGUAGCUGGGUUGAAGCAAAAAAGGGGGUAAUUCAUGAGUUCUAUGCAGGCCAGAUGACCCAUCCAGAAUCCAUUAAGAUUAAGCAGGCAUUGGUGGAUCUUCUGGACAGAUUAAAGGCUCAUGGUUACCAGCCAAUCCUAAGCUCUGCCACUUACGAUAUUAGUGAUGAAGAGAAGAAGCGUUUACUAAUGCAUCAUAGUGAGAAGCUAGCCUUGGCAUAUGGGCUGCUCAGUACAGAUGCUGGUUGCACCAUUAAGAUCAUGAAGAACAUCAGGAUAUGUGAGGAUUGCCAUGCGUUCAUGUGUAGCGCAUCUCAAGUCACAGAGAGGGAGAUUGUUGUAAGGGAUAACAUGAGAUUUCACCACUUUCAUAAAGGGGCAUGCUCUUGUGGUAAUUUUUGGUGAUCAAUGUUGGAGUCUAAACAAUGAUGAAGGUGUAACACCGACCCUUUACAAUCCUUUAAAUAUGUGGAGGAUGAUCAAGCCAGUUUUCAAGCAGGUCCGUCAUAAUAAAAAGGUCAUAUAUCAAGAUUUCAAUAUCAGAUGAAGACAAUUUUUAUGGCGUUGAAAAGCUUAUUCAAGUGGCUACAAAGUCGUAUUUCAUGAAGGCUUUCCAAUUUUAACAUUUACUGAAUCAAAGUGGGUCAUCAAGUGAAAUACAAACACGGUACCCGAGUGGCUCGGUCAAUCCUUGAGAGGCUCGAUCAAUGCCCGUUCGAUCGAGUGCUACAUUUUACAACAACUUGAGACGUUCGGUCGCUAGCCGGUCAAAGCUUCUUCGACCGAGGACUUCAUCGCAAAGGUCCGUUCAGCAAUUUCAUUUUAUUUUGCUUUCCUAGUAGGUUUUUGGACUUAUUUUUCCAUAUAAACUCACUUAGGACAGCCUUAAUUAGCAGCUGAGUUUUUUUUCUUGUUUUGUCUCAAAUCAUUGAUUUUGUUUUUGGUUUUGGAAAGAAUUAUGAGUCGUAUAUUUGUUAACUAUGCAACCCACUACACCACGCUGCAUCAAUUGGUAAUGUAAUUGUU
Messenger RNA from Corylus avellana, 2637 nucleotides. RefSeq names its product Pentatricopeptide repeat (PPR) superfamily protein. Lineage: Eukaryota; Viridiplantae; Streptophyta; Magnoliopsida; Fagales; Betulaceae. Gene Ontology annotation, molecular function: protein binding; RNA binding; zinc ion binding. The record is from RefSeq and is a predicted model, not a curated record. Gene Ontology annotation, biological process: RNA modification.